UCGGCAACUGCGUUCAAGUUGGAAGCCUGGAGGAGAGGCAGUCUUUCGGUGCACGGGGAAGGCUACGCUGUUCUUUCGCAGUACCCACGCCUGCGAAUUUGAAUCUCGAGGAAAGAAGCGAAAAUCAGAACGGGACUGACAAGAAGGCUGGGAACCAGGGUGCCGACUUUGAAAUUUGAGACGGAGGGCACGGGAGGGCAAGCGCUCCUCUCUGAUUGGUUCGUGGGCGUCGUCAAGGGCCCACAUAGCUUCUUCCAUUGGUUUGUGUCUGUAAUUGUUGUGGCAGCAGCGGCGAUUUUGCCCACGUACUUCCGAGCAAGAGGCGGGGCUGUGCCCUGGUGCGCGUGCGCAGCACCGGGGGCCCCACCCGGUAGUUCAAGAACCUGUGAGGGGGCGGGGCGAAGAGGUGCUUGUUUUGGUUCUGUUUCCUUUGAAGCAGAAGCCCGGAACGAGGUAGCGAUAAACUCGCUGGACUUGGAGAGGCGGUACAACGAACUCAUCGCGGUGCCUUCAUCUUGGACUUUACAUCCGGGAUCUCUUCCGGGCGUGACCUGCAUACCGCCUACGGUUCUCGAACCGGUGUCUCGAUCUCUUUAUCCGGGCCUUGCUGUUCCCGUCGUGCUUCGCGCACUACAGUAGCCCCCUCAUCCGGGUUCUCUCCCAGCGUGCCCCGCGCCGGGUUUGCUGGGGGGUACUUGGCGGUGCCGCCAUGACUAUUCUCCCCAAAAAGAAGCCGCCGCCUCCCGACGCCGACCCCGCCAACGAGCCGCCGCCGCCCGGGCCGCUGCCCCCAGCGCCGCGGCGCGGCGGGGGUGUGGGCGUGGGCGGUGGCGGCACGGGCGUGGGUGGUGGCGACCGCGACCGUGACUCGGGCGUCGUAGGGGCCCGUUCCCGGGCUUCACCACCACCGCAGGGCCCGCUACCGGGCCCUCCAGGCGCCCUUCACCGUUGGGCACUAGCCGUGCCGCCUGGCGCAGUGGCAGGCCCUCGUCCACAACAAGCCUCUCCACCUCCUUGCGGGGGCCCUGGUGGUCCCGGCGGCGGCCCGGGUGACACGCUCGGUGGAACAGCCGCGGGUGUGGGCGCGGCGGGAGUGGUGGUGGGCGUGGGCGGCGCCGUAGGCGUGGGCGGCUGCUGCUCAGGACCUGGGCACAGCAAGCGGCGGCGUCAGGCUCCCGGGGUUGGCGCAGUUGGUGGGGGUAGCCCGGAGCGUGAGGAGGUCGGCGCUGGCUACAACAGUGAGGACGAAUAUGAAGCGGCUGCAGCACGCAUUGAGGCCAUGGACCCUGCCACCGUCGAGCAGGUACUUGCCCAGUCUGGGCCUCUGGCUGCCCGAGUGAGGCCCUGCAAGAUCAGCAGGAAUGAGAAAGCAGAUGGGCAGGAGCACUGGUUUGAAAAGGCCCUACGGGACAAGAAAGGCUUCAUCAUCAAGCAGAUGAAGGAGGACGGCGCCUGUCUAUUCCGGGCUGUAGCUGACCAGGUAUAUGGAGACCAGGACAUGCAUGAGGUUGUGCGAAAGCACUGCAUGGACUAUCUGAUGAAGAAUGCUGACUACUUCUCCAACUAUGUCACAGAAGACUUCACAACCUAUAUCAACCGGAAGCGGAAAAACAACUGCCAUGGAAACCACAUUGAGAUGCAGGCCAUGGCAGAAAUGUACAACCGUCCUGUGGAGGUCUACCAGUACAGCACAGAACCUAUCAACACAUUCCAUGGAAUCCAUCAGAAUGAAGAUGAACCCAUCCGUGUCAGCUACCAUCGGAAUAUUCACUAUAAUUCAGUGGUGAAUCCUAAUAAGGCCACCAUUGGUGUAGGGCUGGGCCUACCAUCUUUCAAACCAGGAUUUGCAGAGCAGUCUCUCAUGAAGAAUGCCAUAAAAACAUCGGAGGAGUCAUGGAUUGAACAGCAAAUGUUGGAGGACAAGAAACGAGCCACAGACUGGGAGGCCACGAAUGAGGCCAUAGAAGAACAGGUGGCUCGAGAAUCCUACCUGCAGUGGCUGAGGGAUCAGGAGAAACAGGCCCGCCAGGUCCGAGGCCCUAGCCAGCCCCGGAAAGCCAGCGCCACAUGCAGUUCUGCCACGGCAGCAGCCUCCAGUGGUCUAGAGGAGUGGACUAGCCGGUCUCCAAGGCAGCGGAGUUCAGCCUCAUCACCUGAGCACCCUGAGCUGCAUGCCGAGCUGGGCAUCAAGCCCCCUUCCCCAGGCACAGUCUUAGCUCUUGCCAAACCUCCUUCACCCUGUGCACCAGGUACAAGCAGUCAGUUCUCGGCAGGGGCUGACCGGGCCACUUCCCCUCUCGUGUCCCUCUACCCUGCUCUGGAGUGCCGAGCCCUUAUUCAGCAGAUGUCCCCCUCUGCCUUUGCAGGUCUGAAUGACUGGGAUGAUGAUGAGAUCCUAGCAUCGGUGCUGGCAGUGUCCCAACAGGAAUACCUAGACAGUAUGAAGAAAAACAAAGUGCACAGAGACCCACCCCCAGACAAGAGUUGAUGGAGACCCAGGGACUGGAUACCAUCUCCCAACCCUGUACUCCUGCCCUCUGGUGCCACCCCACGUUCUUUGGCUUUCUUCUUCCCUCUUACCUCCUUCCCUUCUUCCCUCUCUUGCCUCCUUUCUACUUCUGUCUGGCUGGCCCACCCUGCGCUCCCUCUCAUUCCUGCCACCACUAUUCAUCUCCGCCAGCUGAUGUGCCCUGUUGCCCCCUGCACAGCACCAUCCCUGCAUUCCACAGGGGACUCUGGCAAGGGUGCCAAAGGUAGGCGAGAGGCACACAGAGAAAGACCACCUGGCAGCCAGGCAGCCCCAGAGGAGAGAGACAAAGGAAAGUCUCCUGCUCACCCUUCUUCUGAGAUCAGAUAAGCUUGUCACCCCUCUCCCCACAGUGAUGCCAGGGAGGUGGGAGGAAGAAGUGGGAAAUUUCCCUUCCCAGUACCCUAAGAAUGUCUGAGCCUUCAAUGUUGAAUUUUUCUUUAUUAAAAUGUACUUUUAUCUUAUAAAAUCAACCAAUCAAAAAGAUGUAAACGACAGCAUUGGCUCUGUGAAGGCGGCAUCUUUCUGGUUUGGGGGCAGGCAGGCUGGCCAUGUGGCAUGGAGGGUACGCAAGGACGUGGGUUGCUGCUGUUUUCUGGCCUCCAGCUCCUUGGAGGUGGACAGAGGGCCUAGGGUGUAAACCAGGGUGGCAGGACAGGAGUGGCAAACGUCACACUGGUUUUUGGACAAUGAGACCCUGACCUUGCUGCAUUCCUUUUGCUUCCACCACCACCACUAGUCUCUGGAAUCUUGAGGUGGGGGGGCAUCUUUGGAGAUCAUAGCCGCCACCCAGGAUUUGAGUGUAGGGCGUGGGAGCAGCCUUGGCAGAUGGGGCACCCGUGCCCUGCAGGUGUUGACAAGAUCUACCAUCUGUAAUGUCCUUGGCACAAUAAAACCAAAUGUCAGUUUC
Messenger RNA from Castor canadensis (American beaver), 3437 nucleotides. It is a transcript of the gene Otud5, whose product is annotated as OTU deubiquitinase 5. The record is from RefSeq and is a predicted model, not a curated record. Gene Ontology annotation, biological process: protein deubiquitination. Gene Ontology annotation, molecular function: K63-linked deubiquitinase activity; cysteine-type deubiquitinase activity. Lineage: Eukaryota; Metazoa; Chordata; Mammalia; Rodentia; Castoridae.